Messenger RNA from Trichoderma harzianum CBS 226.95, 800 nucleotides. RefSeq lists its product as hypothetical. NCBI's taxonomy places the organism in Eukaryota, Fungi, Ascomycota, Sordariomycetes, Hypocreales, Hypocreaceae. The transcript has a single exon. The record is from RefSeq and is a predicted model, not a curated record. The coding region runs from base 72 to 527 and encodes 151 amino acids.
GCCCAGGGAGAAUUGAUGCCGAUGAAUUAUGCCCACAACCGGGCUAGUUUAAACGUACAUUCCCAGGCAUCAUGACGACACUUCCAGCAUGGGUCGGCACAGGGGGACAGACAGACCGGCCGGUUGGAGGGCGACCUUGCUCAUCCUUCUUCUCUUUCGGGUGUGACGGUUCACUCGCACUGGCUCAGAACUCGCCCGCCCUUUCGCGAUUCGGUACCACCCAUCGUUCUUUUUUAAAUUUUUUUCCAGCUCCUAGCGAUCUUCCCAAUGCCCCCAAUGACACAGGCACUGUCCGACCCGGCGCACCGGUACAACACCAGCCAAUCCACCCCAUUGGGAGGACAUGCAAGGUGCAGGACGGCCAGCGUGCCAAUCAGACAGUGGGCGCCAGGGAGCGCGCGAGAUCUGCGUACAAAGAUGUGCGUACGACUUCAAUGUGCAUGAUCUGUAGAGGGCAAAGAGCCUCAUCCAUGUUGGUAUUUCCUCAUCCAUGCCCUCGCCUCGAGGAUUUCGGGUUGCUGCCGUGAUAUGAAUAGAAGCGGUUUUGGUGCUCUCGCGUGGAGAAGCGUUGGAGGGGUGGUUAUACAAGGAAUCUGGAUUUUAUUCUGUCAACGCUCCGUGUGUCGAGAGGGUUCCUAUCAAUAGCCUUGCUUGGUUGAAAGAAGAAAGACGAAGAAAUGUGAAGAAGAAGCUGAGACAGUAUCAUAUAUUUAGAUAUGAACCGGAUGAAAAGUGCACUCUACACAGUCAGUCGCAGUAUUCAAAGAAGGUGAUUUCCCACUACAAGUGAGUGUAAGGUG